AUGAAGGCUUAUGACGGAAGCUCAGAUCCAAAGGAGUUCGUAACAGUUUUUCGAGCGGCAAUGUCAUUGUGUGGAGAAUCAGAUUUGUUGUUAUGUCAGACAUUUCCAGUUUUUCUGAGGAAGCAGGCGUUAGAAUGGUUUACGACUUUGCCAGUCAACUCCAUUGACAGUUGGUCGGAGCUGUCUCUUAGGUUUAUACAACAGUUUGCCCAUUGUGGACCCCUGCCCAAAACCACACACAAUUUGUGUGGAGUAAGACAAAAGCCGGGAGAAAAGGUGAGAGAGUAUUACGAACGAUUUCAAGCAGAAGCUAGGCAAGUGAAGGGGCUAGAGAAUCAGACGUAUUUGUUGUUAUUUACCACCGGGUUACAGCCUGGCGGGUUGGCAGAUUCGUUGGCAAAAAAAGGUCCGGCUACAAAAGAAGAUUUAAUGGAAAGGAUUCAGAAGUAUAUUGAUCUGGAAGAAUUUAAAUCUUCUCAAAAGCAAAUUGAACAAGGUUUCAGAGAAGCUACAUUUAAGAGGCCCGACAAGCCUGCAGGGGGAGGACAGUUUGAAGAAAGACGACCUCGAACGAAUGUUAUUGAGAGGCUGAUUAAAGAAGGGAAGUUACAGAAGUAUGUGAGAAGGGGAGAAGGAGAAGGUUGUAAGGAAGAUAAGUAUAGGCGACUAGAACGUAGUCGCAGCCCGCCUGGAAGAAGGAAUAGAGAGGUUAGCGGAAACCAAAAGGUAGAAGUGCAAGCAUCUUCGAGUCAGGUUCCGGUGGGGCAUAUUUGCACUAUAGCCGGAGGACGAGCAGGAGGAGAAGAAUCAGGUAAUGCCAGAAAAAAGCAUUUGAAGAUGUGCAUGGCUAUUUCUGAGAAACCGCGUUUUAAAGAAGAAAGAAGGAAGACGGGUAGGCAAGUAGUGUUCGAAGAAUUGGAUGAUGAAAUAUUGGAUCCAGAGCAUGAUGAUCCUUUGGUUAUCUCGGGUUUGCUAGCAAACUACCGAGUCGAUAAAAUGUUAGUAGAUCCUGAGAGCUCGGUGGACAUUAUCUUUUGGGAUGCUUUCAGAAGGAUGGAUUUGGAUUGUGACCAGUUAGAACCAUGCAGAGCUGAUUUUUAG
This is a messenger RNA of Gastrolobium bilobum, 1101 nucleotides long. RefSeq lists its product as uncharacterized. The coding region runs from base 1 to 1101 and encodes 366 amino acids. The transcript is spliced from 2 exons. The record is from RefSeq and is a predicted model, not a curated record. NCBI's taxonomy places the organism in Eukaryota, Viridiplantae, Streptophyta, Magnoliopsida, Fabales, Fabaceae.